AUAAUUAAAAAAUGUCAAUAUAAAGAGAAUGGUAGAAAUUUGUGAGGCCACCGAGAUAUAAUUAUAGUUACUUUGAUCUAGGUCCUGAAUGCAUUUAACUACCUCAAGGUUACUUACGCAAACAUGAGAGGAUUAUUACUAAUCGUUAAAAUUGCAAAUUAGAAAUGUCAUUCUUUGAAUUGAACCCCAAAACUUCGAAUUGCAUUGUUUAUUGCCAUGGUUAUAAUGGAUGUAGAAUAGAAGGCAUUAAGUACGCUUCAAUUGUCGCCUAGUAUGGCUUCAAUUUUUGUGCAUUCGAUUUCUAAGCAUGUGGUCAUUCCGAAGGGGAUUUCAUUACUUUUGGACAUCUGGAGAAGGAUGACAUCACUUCUAUAUUGUAGGAAUUGGAAUUAAAUUUCUAGCAGAAGCAAUUCAUUUUAUGGGGAAGAUCUUUGGGAGCAACUACCAUUCAAUUGAAGGAAUAACCGAAUGUGAAGGGAUUGGUUUUGGAUAGUUGUUUCACAAACUUCAAUAAAUUGGCGAUUAGCAUAAUCCAGAAACAAACUCGAUUGCCAAAAUUCAUCAUCAAGGCUAUCAUCUUCUUAACCAAAGGGUCGAUAGAAGAGGAGGCAGGAUUUCAAUUGAAUGAUAUCCAAGUGCAUUGCAAUUCCAACAUGCCUACACUCUACAUUUGUAGCGAUAAGGAUUCACUUAUAAAGGCUAAAAAUAGUUUGAAAUUGUAUAAGCAACACAAAGGAAUCAAAAAGUUGAUCAAAGUGGAUGGGGAACACAAUGAUUCUCGACCUCUGGAGAUCAUCCAACAAAUUUGUUCAUGGUGCAAGGACAGAGUGCAAAUGCAAUAAAACAAUUAUAUUCAAUACAAUUCAGUCCCUCAAGUGGCUAGAUUGCCAUUGGAGUUGAUUUACGAUUCUAAUAUUUAGAGUGGGAUGUAAUCUUCGUACAAUAGGAUUCCCAAGAAUCCAGCUAUCAAAUUAAAAAAUCAAAUAAGUAUUUAGUUAAGAACAAGCUGUAGAAAUUUACACAGCGCAGUCUAAUACUGA
Molecule: messenger RNA, 1040 nt
Organism: Paramecium tetraurelia
Lineage: Eukaryota; Ciliophora; Oligohymenophorea; Peniculida; Parameciidae
Exons: 3
Source: RefSeq, a predicted model, not a curated record